Messenger RNA from Menidia menidia (Atlantic silverside), 5172 nucleotides. The record is from the annotation of a GenBank genome assembly. Lineage: Eukaryota; Metazoa; Chordata; Actinopteri; Atheriniformes; Atherinopsidae.
GAUUUGGUGCCAAUUCAGAUUGUUAGCCCUGAGACAAGGUACACUUUUCUGGCUCCAGACCUGCUGAGGGCAGACAGCCAGGAGAACAUCUACUUACAGGUGGAUGAUUUGACGAAUCGCAAUCCCAUCGAUGUCGCCAUUUCUAUCAAGGACUUCACCAAAAGCAUAACACUGCUCGGAGACUCUGUCACGCUCAACGAAGGGAAUGGCUACCAUGCUCUCAAGUCCAUACAGCUCUCAUCGAACGGUUUGUACCGCGACGAGCAGAGGAACAAGUUUGUGUAUCUGAUCGUGAACUUUGGCGACCUCCACACAGAGGAGAGAAUAUUGAUGGUGUCCUUUCACUCAGGAUCUGUCUUCAUCCAGACAGACAAGCCCAUCUACAACCCGGGAAACACAGUUCGAUUCAGGACCUUUGUGUCCUCUCCAUUCUUUGAGGCCGUUGACCACUCCAUUUCAAUAGACAUCAAGAAUCCAGAUGAUGUGGUGGUAAAACAAGUCUCCCGGACCAGAACUGUAGGCGGUGUUUUUUCAGACGAAUUUCCUCUGUCUGAAAUUGCAAAUGAAGGAACAUGGUCAGUGAUUGCAAAGUUUGACCACUGGCAGCAGAACACGUUUACCUCCAAGUUUGAAGUGAAAAAAUACGUGCUCCCUGCCUUCAAUGUUACAUUGACAUCCAAGAAGUCCUCCCUCAGCUUGGAUGACACUGAGCUGGUGAUAGAGAUAUCAGCAAACUAUCUGUAUGGAAAGCCGGUCCAGGGAACAGCUUAUGUUGUUUUUGGAGUGAAGAUCAACGAGCAGAUGAAAAGAUUACCUUCAAUAAAGAAGGUGUCCGAACUGGAUAGAGGAACUGCUACACUGAGUAUGGAGGAGAUCAGGGCAGCUUACCCCGACAUUAGGUCUCUGGUGGGUCACUCCGUGUAUGUGAAAGCAUCGGUGCUCACAAAGGCAGGAAGCGAUCUGGUCGAGGCUGAAAAGAGAGGGAUUAAAAUAGUAGAUUCCCCCUAUGUUAUAUCCUUCAGUGACACACCAAAGCACUACAAGCCAGGCCUCCCGUUUGAUUUCACAAUUCUUGUGAAUUACCACGAUGGAGCACCAGUUGAUGGUGUCGAUAUCAAGAUAAAUUUGCUGGACACAGUGUUGAGGGCCUCAUCCGGGAGUAUCAGAGCCACUUUGAACAUGCCCACAGACGGCUAUACGCAAACCAUCAUUGUUAGUAUAACAUUUGAUAUUCUGUUGCAUUCUGUUGAGACUGCAGAUCCUGGCCUGAGACCAGACCAGCAGGCCAAGCAACAGAUUACUGUUCAGUCCUACACCCCCCUUACCGGGCGGAAAAAUUACCUGUACAUCUCCACGGGUACCAACUCAGUGUCUGUAGGAGAAAGGCUGUCUUUAAAGUUCUCAGUCAGCACCUCUGACCAGUCACACAGACAGUUUGUUAAAAAGAUUACGUACAUGGUGCUCAAUAAAGGGAAGAUCAUAAAAGCCGAGCGUUUAGAUGUACAGAGCCACGUGGUCACCACUGUCGGGUUUAUGGUAACAUCUGAGAUGUUGCCAUCUUUUCGUGUUGUGGCUUUCUACAGUAUUCCCUGGUUAGGGCAAGAGGAGGUGGUGUCAGACUCUGUCUGGAUAGAUGUGGCAGAUUCCUGCAUUGGAGGGCUCACAGUUGCACCUGUAGGAAACAGAUACAGUCCACACGAGCCUGGGAAAAACCUCCGCUUUCAGAUCAAAGGAGAUCCGGGAGCGUUGGUCACCCUUGUGGCUGUGGACAAUGCUGUGUACCUUCUAAAUAAGGACAGACUCACACAGAAGAAGAUUUGGGAUGCAGUGGAGUAUGGAGACAUUGGCUGCACCAAAGGGGGCGGGCAAGAUGCCAAAACAGUGUUUACAGAUGCAGGACUUCUUUACUCCUCCAGUGCUGGAUUCAAAACCAAAACUAGACAAGCCCUAGAGUGUCCAGGCAGUGCCAGAGGAAGACGCUCUGCUGAACAGAUGAAACGCAAAGCGCAGCUGGAAAAUCACUACAAAGACAAACUGCAACGUCGCUGUUGUAAAGAUGGACUAAGGGAGAUCCCCAUGCCUUACUCCUGCACACGACGGUCCCUCUACAUUACCGAGGGCUGGGAGUGCAUGCUGGCCUUCCGUUACUGCUGUGCCACUUACAGGGGGCAGGUGUUCAACAGAGAGAUUCCUACCACGCCACCACCAAUGACCACGACACCUCUUACAACCACCAUCGUUGAUCCCCUUCCUUCUUUUGAAAUACUCUCUUUUGAUGACGUGUAUAUGACUUACUCAAGAGUCGAAACAAGUGCCACAAGGCAAUAUUCAUCACCUGGGUUAAGAGGAUUACCUGGGUUAAGUGGAGGUGGUAAAAUACUUGAACCCAAAUUACAUUCACUUGGAAGAGCACCAGAUGAUGGAGUGUCAAGGGUCUCUCUGUAUGAGGUGGAUGAAGAUGAAGGUGAGUACCAGGACAAGAAUGAAGUCUAUCUGCGUUCCAAGUUCUACGAGUCCUGGAUGUGGAUCGAUGUUAAACUGCCCCAACAGACUGGCAGUGAUGGGUUGGCCUCCAGUACUCUGAACCAGCCAUUACCUGACAGUAUCACAGAGUGGGGAAUCCUGGCUAUCAGCGCCUCAGCUAAUAAAGGUUUCUGUGUUGCGGAGCCCUAUAAUGUCCAAGCAACGAAACAUUUAUUUGUUGACCUGAAGCUGCCAUAUUCUGUGGCGAGGAACGAACAGAUUGAGAUUAAAGCGGUGAUCCACAACUACGCCUAUGUUGACUUACAUCUAAGGGUGGUGUUGAUGAAGACUGAAGGCAUAUGCAGCGUUGCUUUUAAGGACAGCUACACACAGGAAGUGAUGCUGCCUGCUGAGUCGACUAUUGUGCUGCCUUACAGCAUUAUGCCCCUGGUGGUUGGGAAACUUCCUCUAGAAGUCAUGGUGGUUGCCAAAAAUUUAAUGGGAGGAGACCGUGUCCAGAAAUUUCUUCGAGUGGUGGUCGAUGGGGUGCAGAAGACUGAAGUUUGGAAUGAAGUGUUAGAUCCAUCAUCUCAAGGGGGACGUCAGACAAUAAAUGUUCCUAGAUUUGUGCCAACAUCAAUUGUGCCGAACUCUGAGCCAGAAACGUUCAUCAAUGUCAGAGGCCAUCUUUUUGCAGACAGCAUUGAUAACUCCAUCAAGAAGGACUCUCUCGCAUCUUUGAUCCAGAUGCCCGGUGGCUGUGUGGAACAGAACUUGGCCUCAAUUACUUUGCCACUCAUUGCCACCCUCUAUCUGGACCGAACCAACAGCUGGGAGAGCGUUGGGGUAGAGCGCAGGGCUGAGGCUCUUGGAUAUAUCAUCAGAGGUUAUGAGAACCAGCUAGUAUACAGAAGAAGUGAUGGGUCCUACCCACCUUACAGGAGCCAAGGACCAAGUACAUGGAUCACAGCGUACGUGGUGAAGGUGUUCUCUAUGGCCUACUCCGUCGUCAGCAUCAAGCAGCAGCAAGUGUGCGACCCUCUGUUAUACUUGAAGGAAAAUAAACUUAAACAUCAUGAGGGAACAUACAGAGAGGACAACCCAGGUGGUCUUCGUGGUGACGACCCAGAGAUAACACUCACAGCCUUUGUACACAUCGCACUUGCAGAGGCCAUGCAGGCUGGGAUCAGAUGCAACGGUUCACCUGUGGAUGUCACCAACACACCAACAACAACGUUCUUGACUAAAGCUCUGUCGACACGUGGGAGGAGGCCAUACACGGUGGCCAUUGCUUCCUAUGCACUAUCACUCCUAGGAAAAACUUUUGACCACCAACCUUUACUUGAGGCUGCAUCUGCUGAUAAAAGUCACUGGCCUGACCGUGAAAACCGCUUGUUCACACUGGAAGCAACUGGCUAUGCUCUUCUGGCUCUUGUAAAAAUGGGACGCAUGGAAGAUGCAAAAGCACCUUUCAAAUGGUUGAACAGCCAGAGAAGAAGAGGAGGUGGCUUUGGCUCAACUCAGUCCACCAUGGUGGUUCUCCAGGCACUGUCAGAGUACAUGACCAAAAAACCAAUUUCUAAUGACCUCAGUCUGAAUGUUGAUGUCAAAAUAACAGGUCGCAAGGACAUUCGUUACCAUUUCAACCCCCGCACAGCCUAUGCUGCUCAGUCUUCCAGGCUACCCGCUGAUCUCGAUUUGGAAGUGGUGGUUGAGGGAAAUGGGCAGGGAAUAUUAGAGGUUGUGACCCAUUAUAACCAGUUGCAUGAAGUGGCCGAGAGCACACCCUGCAAGGACUUUGAGCUCAGUGUCGUUAUUGAAGAGUCCUCUGACAAACCUCAAGGAGAUAUAGAAAAGUUAUUCAAGAUGACUAUCAAAGUGAGGGCAUUAGGACCCAGAGAUGUCCGAAUGGUGGUUCUUGAUAUCAGCCUGCCCACUGGCUUCACGCCAGACAACUCAGACAUGGAGAUGUUGUCCAACUCAGUGGACUGUUACGUCAGCAACCAUCAGAUUGUAGACAACUUGAGUGACAGAGGCUCCCUGAUCCUACACCUGUUUAAGGUUUCCCAUAAAGAACCAGAAAUAUUAGUCUUCAGACUUCAGCAGAACUUUAAAGUCGGCCUCCUGCAGCCAUCCUCAGUUACGGUCUACGAGUAUUACAAUCCAGAUCACCGCUGCAGCCGUACAUACUCGCCCAGAGAGGACAGGGAGGAGCUCUCUCGGAUUUGCCAGAACGACGUCUGCCGCUGCACACAUGGUGACUGCUGUGUCUCCAAAUUUGAUUGGGAAAAUUUCCUCACGAAACAAAGAGAGACGUUUGCCUGCAAGGGCUUACUCCACAUUUUCCAGGUGAAGGUGUUGAGUGUCAAUCAGGGCUACUAUGACAAAUACGAGAUGGAGAUUACACAAGUUAUAAAACUGGGUGUUGAAACUGGAGUCACAGUGGGUCAGAAGAAGAUUUUUAUGUCUAAUUCGGCAUGUAGAGCAAAACUCAACCUGAGGCAAGGGGCAACAUACCUCAUUAUGGGCCCCAAAGAGGACCAGUGGACCACUGACAACAAUGGAUUUAACUACAUGUUGGGGAAGGACACCUGGGUGGAACGCUGGCCUUUGGCUGCAGAAUGCUCCAAAAAUCCUAGUCUGCAAGAUAAAUGCAAAACUCUUGACGAAGCUGCAAAGGAUCUGUCUACCAAUGGCUGCAGAAGUUAA